Messenger RNA from Desarmillaria tabescens, 652 nucleotides. RefSeq lists its product as uncharacterized. Lineage: Eukaryota; Fungi; Basidiomycota; Agaricomycetes; Agaricales; Physalacriaceae. The coding region runs from base 12 to 353 and encodes 113 amino acids. The transcript has 2 exons. The record is from RefSeq and is a predicted model, not a curated record.
GAUAAGAAACUAUGAAAAUGCUGUUGACCACUUGCAUCGUCUGGGGUGGAUCUGUGCAAGGUCUAUCCUAUACGGCUCAUUUACCAAUUCCAGUCUUUCAUUUCUUCGGGGUGCUCUUGUUAGAUUUUGGUGAUUGCACGAGAGGGGUUGAACCAGUCAGCAUGAAAACGCACUUUGGACAAAAGGAAACCGCUGAUACAUCGCAGAAAAGGAGAGUGAUUACUAUGGUCUAUAACGUGCUGAAUUGUUCAUACGCGAUGGAGGACCAGGUCCCAACUUGGAGCUUCAUUGACUCCCAUCUUGACUUAUCAAACCUCGUAUCAUACAGUUAUCAUCAAACCCCUCCCGUGUAAAUAUAAUAUCCGAGUAACAAGGUCCGUAGGUAUUCUAUGAAAGAGUCGGUGCAGACUCUGGUACAGGUUCUGGUUUCCGGUUCUGGUGGUGGAGGUAUCACGUCAACUAGGAAUCCAGGCAAAAAGCGCUCCAUUCUCUCGGACGUAGGCUGUCCACAGUGUCCGUUGUUGUUGACUGCGUUGAUCGUUUAACGAUGGUGGGACGAGGAUCUGGGCAGCAUUCAUCACGAGGAUGACAUUUUUCAACGAUUCAGGGAUAGCUUCGUAUAGCUGGUCUUUUUUGUCGAUAUUCAUCAGUC